Molecule: messenger RNA, 561 nt
Organism: Phytophthora infestans T30-4
Lineage: Eukaryota; Oomycota; Peronosporomycetes; Peronosporales; Peronosporaceae
Exons: 2
Coding region: 1-561 (186 amino acids)
Source: RefSeq, a predicted model, not a curated record
AUGGCGGACAAGCAAAAACCUCACGAAGACGUCCUUACGCGACUCGUGCGCGACUUGGAAACGAAGACGACUUUGUGCUACGUCAAGGACUAUCCUGGAGUGGAGCUGGAGCAGCUAAAUAAUCACGCGAAGAAGCUCGGUCCUUUGGUGAACCCCGUUUUUGGCGAGCAGCCGGCGUUCUUCAUCGACGAAGGCCGCUUCUGUCCCUAUCGAAUUGUCGUGUAUGGCAAUGAGAAGGUGGCGGCCAAGAUCGCAGAGCUCCUCGGAAAUUGGGCAAAGUGGUCUGGAGAAGGAGGCAGAGUGACAACCUCGCAAGGGGCGUUCAUUCUGGAGCAGCGUCCCCCAAAGCCCAACGUGAGAAUGCCCGACGUGGCAUACACACCGCGAGAUGAUGACAGGAAUUUGACUCGUGAGCAGAUGUGGACGUAUCGUGGUGAACCCUUUGUCCCCACCUUUGUUGUUGAGAUUGAUAAGCUGUCUGGUCGAAGCUCUAAACUCAGCGCUCUUGAUCGAAAGAUGCGAAAUGAAUAUUUCCAGCACGGCUGCGUGGAGAGAUCUUGA